Cyanistes caeruleus (blue tit) is the source of this 5821-nucleotide messenger RNA. RefSeq names its product lysozyme g-like. The record is from RefSeq and is a predicted model, not a curated record. Lineage: Eukaryota; Metazoa; Chordata; Aves; Passeriformes; Paridae. Gene Ontology annotation, cellular component: extracellular region. Gene Ontology annotation, biological process: peptidoglycan catabolic process; defense response to Gram-positive bacterium. Gene Ontology annotation, molecular function: lysozyme activity.
UCCAGGGAUGGGGCACCCACAACUUCUCUAGGCAACCUGUUUCAGCCUCUCACACAAAGAUUUUCUUCUUUGUAUCAAAUCCAAACUUACCCUCUGUCACUUUGAAGCCAUUCCCCCUAAUCUGAUAGUGUCCUUCACAUGCCCUUGUACAAAGUGCCUCCACAACUCUCUUGUUUGGUCCCAUAGGUAGUGGAAUGUGCUAUAAGGUCUCCCCAGAGUAUUUCCUUUUCCAGGCUGAACAAUCCUAAUUUUCUCAGCUUGUCUUUAUAGGAGAGGUGCAUCAGCCCUCUGAUCACUUGAUCAGAGUGACCCUCCUGUGGACUUGCUCCAGCAGUUGCACAUUCUUCUUGUUUUGGGAGCCCAGAGCUGAAUGUGUUAAGCCAGGUGGGAUCUUAUGAAACUGUAGUGGAGGGGCAGGAUCCCCUCCCUCAGCCUGCUGGCCACAACUGACUUUGGUGCAGCCCAGACACAGUUGCUUUUCUGGUCUGUGAGUGCACAUGGCUAGGUCACAUUUGGCUUCUUGUCAACCAAAACCCCCAAGUCCUUCUCAGGGCUGCUCUCAACCCAUUCAUCCCUCUGCCUGCAUUUGUGCUUGGGAUUGCCCCGACCCAUGUGCAGGACCCUAUCCUGGCUCAAACUAUGAAUUACUUGCUUUGAGUGAUAGAUCUGUCUUUAAGAUGGAAUGGGAACAAGCUCUCAUAGAAUCCAAUCCAGUGACCUUUUUGCUAGGACACCUUUCCUACAGUAAAAUUAAAAACCUAAUUUUAGAGAAUAGAAGGAAAGUACUUGUUUUCCUACCUCACAAACACUUCUGGCCUUACGUAUUUUAUGUGAAGGCCAGAGAGAUGCAGAGUGGGAUGUUACUUCAAUGCUCAUCUGCAUUCUUCAGAAAGGCAAGACAAUGGAAGAGAUUGGGACCCUCAGCAUUUUUUCACUUCUGAAUACAGUGAAAACUGAAAACCUCAUGUAUUACAAGUUUGAAGACUUUUGAAGAUGUGUAGAUGUGCUUAGGGACGUGGUUUAGUGGUGGAAUUGGCAGUGUUGGGUUAAUGGUUGGACUCAAUCAUCUUAGAAGUGUUUUCCAACCUAAAAGAUUCUGUGAUUACUUCCAGGUACAACAGAUGUAAAAAACAAUGGAAAUUUCAUUAUUAAACUGGGUGUGUCCCUUUAAAAGCUGGGAAGGACAACCAUAGAGGAUUUGUCUGAGAUGAUGCUACACAUGCAUCUUUAACUGGUCAGUUAGUGGUAGGUAUCCAACCUACGUCAGCAAUGAUGGGCAGCUUCCCUAUAAAGCAGUUACAAAGUCUGAGAAUGCCUGAUGUUACCUAUAAUUACACCUGAGACAAAAGGAACAACCUGAGAAAUUCAUCUGCCUGUCGAUGUUAUGAAACAAGUUGAAACUCACAAUGGAGACAAUAAUUAAUUCCAAGUAAUUUUAGAUGGUGUUCUCACCACCCAGUGACACGUGAUGCUAAAACCUGCAACCUGAAGAAGAAUAACAUGUGCAGUAUGUAGUGCAUUUCAAAAAUGUGCUCCAUUUUGAUCACUUCUCCAUUAAGCGGAAUGAAAAAACUUCCCUCGGCAUGAGGGGGAAAAAUAUAAAGUGAAAAUCUGUGAGUAGGAAAGAACUGUUGGUACUGAACCUUGGUGUGCUUUAGAUCUCAGGAGUGGUCCCUUCUAAUUUAUGUAAGAUGAAGAAAAUGCUCUUGUGUCAGGUAACAUUUUUUGUCCACUCUGUUCUCCCUUUACCUGAAUGUAAUCAACAGUGUCACUGACAGAUCACAGAGAAAGCGUGUCUGUGGUCACCAACUGCAGCUUAAUGCCCAGGAUGCCCUAAUGCUAACCAGGAACUCUUCCUGCUUCUUAAAUUUAAGAAGAUGCAGAUACUAUUUGAUAAGUGAACUCCUCUUUCCUUGACUUUCCAUCACCUCCCUCCCAGUCACAUGCUGUGCUGACCAAAUCCAGCACAAGGAGAAUGGAUACUGACACUGUACUCCUGAUGUAAUUUUCCAAAUUAAAUCUAUGAUAAAAAUGAAAAAGAUGUGCUGUACUAGAGACAGAUUCAGACCACUGUCAUGAAGUGGCCCACCUACACUCAGUGCUCUGCACUUAAAGCCCCACAAAGACCUUUGAGCAGAAGAUGGUGUUUUCUAACAUCAUGCAGUUCACAUUAGAUGGUGGUGGUGCCUUGGACAAAUACAUUGGCUGAGAGCCCUGUUCCUUUCAGGGUAUAUGAGCAUGUUUCCAUAGAGGGUGCUUGCUUUUGGCUCUUACUCUAAAAGGCAGUUGGAAAAAUUUGUGUGGAUAAAGAGGUUUUGACUGAGAAAAAGUCCCUAACACUGCAGAAAAAGUAUCCUCUUAAUUUGACUUACAGUGGAAUUUGUAUGAAUACAAGGAAUCUGUCCCAGGGACCCAAGAGUUUAUAACAGCACAGAUAAAAAAACUUUGUAUUUAUAACAUAAUAUUCACUACUCAAUGAGUACAUAAGGAGUAUUGCAAUGCAGAAUAGGCAUUAAGAAUUCAUGUGACUACAGUAAAAUGUAGAAAAAUGUGAUUACAUGGUAACAAAUUAAAGAGAAAAAUAUGUAGCAAAGACAAACAGUAUUUAAAUUCAAAACUUUAUCUUAAGGACGGUCAGCAAGUGGACAACACAUUAAGAAAUAAAUCUUACCUAAGGUUAUAGGCUGCUUCUCAAAGAAAGUGCUAAGCAAUCAGCAUGGACACAGGCUCAAGGACAGAGGAACAUCAGUUUUUUGUCACUAACAUGAUGCUGUUUUUAUGAAGGAUACCCAGAUGUUAAUACUAAAUUUUCAUAAUCUAUUUAAGAGAAUACAUCUCCUUCUAAUACAAAUUGUCCUGUUCUGUAGAGGAUAAAUGAAUGUAUCUACUGGGUUUGCUGCCAUCAAGCUGUGCACUAUGAGCUUUUCCCAGAUCAUUUCUGGUUUUCCUUCCCUCCAGCAUUUAACCAGUUGCUAUGCCCUUUGAAAGGAUUAAAGCACACUAUACUCUUUCUAUUUUCUAAGUGUUAAACCAUGACAACACCACAAAGAUGUGCACCUUACACUAUGUCAGACCUUACCUUCUGCUGUUCAAAAUGUUAAACCCCAGAAAAAGGAUUACAUGAUAGUCUAGUCUGAGAUACCAUAAUGAGAUGUCAGGUUUGUACAUGAAGAAUGAUUGCCUAGCAUUGUUGUAAUUGUUGGGAAGGUUUCAGUAGGAGUUUAACAUUUAAGACCCACCUUAAUCCUUACAAACCUCCUGUAACAAUGCCUGGUUUUGAACAUAUUAAUUAGUAUCUGGCCAAAACAGUAUUUCCUACCUGCCACAUCAGUCCCAAAAGAGCAAUGGGAAUAGGUGUAUUUGUGAUGCAUUAAAGAAUGAAGAGAAAGCUACCAGAAAAAAAUCUUGGCCUUCCUAACUUCCAUGCAUGCUGGGCAAAGUCUAGGGAAGAGAAAAAUGUAGCAAAUAGAACAGAAUUGAAGGGUACUGGCCUCCCAAACUGUCUUUCCUCCUCCAAGUGUCUCAGAUGCUUCAGAUAUGUGAAAAGUGUCUUGGCUGCAAAGUGCAAGUCUUCCAGAGCUCCUCUGUGUUUCCCCACUAACUUUUCCCACUGUUUAUUUCUCCUAAUUUCUGCUGCAACCUCCUGCCUCCCCAUGUCUUAAACUCAGACCCUGCCUCUGCUUGCCUCUGCCUCUGCUCUGGAAGUGUCCAUCCUGAAUUAGAUUUGUUGUAAGCAAUGAAGCAGUGGGAUGAUUUUCCUUAAUUGUCCUUGUUAAAAUUCAUAUGGAAGUAUGAUACUUAAAAGCUUGCCUAUCUGAAAUCAUUGAGGAAACAAGACAAAAACAAUCCUUCCAGAGAUAUGUCCAGGUGCAAAGCAGGAGAGGACUACAACAGGGAUCUGAUUUUUUGCCUGGCCUCUGCCACUGAUUCACUUCAAUAAUUUCUGCAAGUCAUUUACUGUGCAUCAAUGUCCUUAUUGAUGGAGUAAAACCAGUGUUUAUUUCCUUUCACAGAGUUGUCCCGAGUAUGACUAACCACCACUUGUGCAAAUCUUUGGAUGAAAGAAAUCAUUUGAGUUCUAAGCUCUUAAUAUAUAUUAGUUAUUGUACUUUAAAACAGUCAUCUCACUAGGUAGGAAUUAACAUUCCAAAGCCCAUAGGGUGGAUACCUUUUCCUACAUAUAUAUAUAAAAGUCAUCAAGUGACCUGCCUCAGAGGAAGGACAACUGAAUACAGGUCGACCAGGACAGCUGAGGAGAGCCAUCACCAUGAUCCCCACACUGCUGUUGCUGGGUCUUUCAGCUCUUGUUGCUCCCUCUGUGAGUUCCAGUUGCUAUGGCGAUAUAAGAGCUGUACAAGUCCCCAUGGUCUCCUGUACAAGAGAUCCUGCAAGAUCCUCUGAUUGUGGAUAUGCCAUGAUACAAAGGACUGCAGAGCCAGACCUCGUACGCCUGAGGAGAUACGAGAUCCCAAUUAAGAGAGUAGCCAGAAACCUGUGCUUGGACCCAUCGCUCAUCGGUGCCAUCAUGUCCCAGGACAGCCGUGUCGGCCUGCUCCUGGACAACGGCUGGGACCAGGGACGGCAGAAGUAUGGCCUGAUGCAGAUCAGCAGGCAACUGCAACCUUAUGCGGUGUGGGAUAGUGAAGAACACAUAAAUCAAGGCUCAAAUAUGCUGGUUCUUUCCCUUAAUGAAGUACGGGCAAGACAUCCUACCUGGACUUGGGACCGGCAGCUGAGAGGGGGUAUCUGCACCUACCAUGCAAGAAUGGGCAACCUCCCUGUCUAUGAGGCAGACCCAUGCAUGAGAGACUACAGCUACGCCAACAACGUGAUUAGGCGAGCCCAGUACUUUAAGAGACAUGGGUUCUAGGUCGUAAACCCACCGAGCCUCCCCUCUGCAGACUGGCCCAGCAGUGAUAGUAGUACCCAGAGCAGUUCCUCAGACUCCUGGCAGGACUGAUGCUGGUGGCAUUACCAAUGCCACCUUGCUGGCGUCAGCAAAUCCCAGCCUCCGGCUCGCUGAUGGGCAAGAUCAGCACAGCCUUCCAGGAGACCCCCCAAGGAUGAGAUCCCACAAGCUCGGGGCCUUUGAAAGGCAGAUGGGGACAGACCAGUGCAAUGUUUAAAUUAUGAGUGAGGAAGGUGACUCUUCCCAUUCAGAGCUGCACCUCAGGGCGGUUUGUGCAUCUCCCAGACGUGGAGACAAACAGCUCUCCCUGGGCAUCAGCUGUGCUCUCCCCAUCUGCGUCCACCUCCUUCCCUCUCCAUGGCCAAUGCAGGAGAUGAACACCCUGUUUUCCUUCCCUUGGUGCUGCUGGCUAAGGAGCAUUGAAGAGACUUCUCGGUGAGCCUUUGGUCUCUGCAGUAGCAGUUUUCCUGUAGCCAGUCUUGAGGGAGACAAUACUAAAACAUGCUUUGGUUGGUCUCCUGAGUCCACGGCCAUGAUGCAACUGUGGAGCUCAUCAGGGCAUCUAUAUGGAAAAUACUGCAAGUGCCACAGCAGGCAAAAUGCCUUUCUGUCAGAGAGCAGCCCUUGGAGCAGGAGUCAGCCUCAUGCACACCCGUGCCGGGAGCUGUAUCACAGCAAUAGUUUUGGUAAAAACCCCCACAGCCUUUCCUGCCUUAGCUUUGGCACAUUUAUGCUGAGUUUCCUCCAAAUUUAAAAGCAUUUCAGCAUCUGUCCCUCUGCCAGGAUUCCCAGUUUGUAAAAGAAGUGAAUGAGCUCUGGUCUGUUUGAAAGUGGAUGGGUCUCUCGGUGCCAAUUUAUUAAUUAGAGAACAAAAAUGAGAAUAAAAUAGAAAUAAAGAUAAGUGUUAAAUCC